AAAGGAAGAUAGAAAAGGGAGUAGGGAUUUAAUAAGAAGUGUCCCUUGUUUUUUUUGGUACAAUUAUUCACUAUUUCUUUUAUUUUGUCUUCGCUAUUGACGAACGAGGGAAAAUCGGAGAUCUGAAGGUCUGGCCAAGGAAAUGGAAAUUACGUUGCCACGUGGGCAUAGAAUACUAAUAUAAUAAUCGAGUUUAUUGCAUUUCCCCUCUUUAUUCAGUUACUUUCAAACUACUUUAUUCGUUCUCUUUAUUCACCUCCGUCUCAUCUUACCUUCCCUUUCUCUGUAAGCAAACUCACCAGCUUUUUACACAAACACCUUGUGUGCGUGUAAUCAUCUGCAUAUCGUUUUGUACUGCGUUGGAUUCUGUUCCUUUUUCCAUUAUUUUGAUUAUUUCAGGAUUCUGAAUUUCUUAUUCUCGUUAUUUUCAGUUACUCGAAUUUUGGACAAAAGAUGGUGGUUUUCAAGGUUGCCCAUGUGGAGACAACACCAUUCGAUGGACAGAAACCUGGGACUUCUGGUCUUAGGAAGAAGGUUAAGGUAUUCAAGCAACCACAUUACCUGCAAAACUUUGUUCAGUCUACAUUUAAUGCACUUGGAGCUGAUAAUGUCAGAGGUGCUACACUUGUGGUUUCUGGUGAUGGCCGUUACUACUCAAAAGAUGCCAUUCAGAUCAUUAUUAAAAUGGCUGCUGCAAAUGGAGUGAGGCGUAUCUGGGUUGGUCAGAAUGGUUUGCUGUCUACUCCUGCUGUAUCAGCUGUUAUACGAGAAAGAACUGGAGCAGAUGGAUCCAAGGCUAAUGGCGCAUUUAUACUCACAGCGAGCCACAACCCGGGGGGUCCGCAUGAGGAUUUUGGAAUCAAAUACAACAUGGAAAAUGGUGGACCUGCACCAGAAGGAAUUACCGACAAGAUCUAUUAUAACACAACAACAAUUAAGGAAUACCUUAUUGCUGAAGGCCUGGAAGAUGUGGAUAUCUCCACAAUUGGCGUAACUAGCUUUGCAGGACCUGAGGGGCAGUUUGAUGUGGAUGUCUUCGAUUCUGCAAGUGACUAUGUGAAAUUGAUGAGGUCAAUCUUUGAUUUUCAAUCUAUCCAGAACCUACUAUCAUCACCAAAGUUCACCUUCUGUUAUGAUGCACUUCAUGGAGUUGCUGGGGCUUAUGCUAAACGUAUAUUUGUGGAGGAGCUAGGUGCCAAAGAAAGCUCGUUGCUGAAUUGUGUUCCCAAGGAAGAUUUUGGUGGAGGGCAUCCUGAUCCCAACCUGACCUAUGCAAAGGAGUUAGUUGCCCGUAUGGGAUUGGGUAAGACAGACUCAGGAGAGGAGCCACCAGAAUUUGGUGCUGCUGCUGAUGGAGAUGCCGACCGCAAUAUGAUUCUUGGAAAAAGGUUUUUUGUCACUCCAUCUGAUUCUGUUGCUAUUAUAGCUGCAAAUGCUGUCCAAGCGAUACCUUACUUUGCUGGUGGUUUGAAAGGAGUUGCAAGGAGUAUGCCCACAUCAGCUGCUCUUGAUGUUGUUGCUAAGAACCUUAAUCUGAAAUUCUUUGAGGUGCCCACAGGAUGGAAAUUCUUUGGCAACCUGAUGGAUGCUGGAAUGUGCUCGGUUUGUGGUGAAGAAAGUUUUGGAACUGGCUCAGACCACAUACGCGAGAAAGAUGGAAUUUGGGCUGUGUUGGCUUGGCUGUCCAUUCUUGCCUAUAAGAACAAAGAUAGUCUUGGAGGAGACAAACUAGUCAGUGUUGAGGACAUUGUUCGCCAGCAUUGCAUCAUAAAAGGGAUCCGACCAGAAGUCUCGAAGGUUGUUCAUGCUGAUGAAUUUGAGUACAAAGACCCUGUUGAUGGCUCUGUUUCAAAGCAUCAGGGCAUCAGAUAUCUGUUUGAAGAUGGCUCUCGUCUGGUUUUCCGACUUUCUGGAACUGGUUCAGAGGGUGCUACUAUUCGUCUUUACAUAGAACAAUACGAGCAAGAUCCAUCAAAGAUCGGAAGAGAUUCUCAGGAGGCACUUGCUCCAUUGGUUGAGGUUGCUCUUGCGCUGUCCAAGAUGCAACAGUACACCGGCCGAACUGCACCAACCGUCAUUACAUAAAUGUUGGAAUUCGUGCUUUACAAGUAUGUUGUUGGACGAAAUAUUUGUGACAUAUUUUUGGCUGAGAAAAAUAAAUGGUACUGCUGAUAUAUAUUUAAUCAGCUGCUAUGACAUAUUGUACUCCGGCAUGAAACCUUGUUUUGGAAGACCUUUUCUGUACUUUUCAUAUUUUGCUUUAUAGAAGGGCUCAUGAAUGUGAUCAUGGAUACAUCUAUCAUUUGAGCCGUUAUGGUUGGGAGAAUUUUCACCUUUACCGUGUGAUUUAGUAAUAAUUGUAAUUUUGGGAUGGGGUAAACUUUAUUUGCAUCUUUUCAAAUUUCAUGCCAAUUAAUUGCAACGAUGUACCAAAUUAUGGGAUUUUCAGCUAUCAAAUUAAAUGUACGUGCUUCCCCUUAAA
Molecule: messenger RNA, 2482 nt
Organism: Striga asiatica
Lineage: Eukaryota; Viridiplantae; Streptophyta; Magnoliopsida; Lamiales; Orobanchaceae
Source: the annotation of a GenBank genome assembly